Molecule: messenger RNA, 1142 nt
Organism: Sinocyclocheilus grahami
Lineage: Eukaryota; Metazoa; Chordata; Actinopteri; Cypriniformes; Cyprinidae
Product: glycogen debranching enzyme-like
Exons: 6
Coding region: 412-1005 (197 amino acids)
Biological process (GO): glycogen catabolic process
Molecular function (GO): amylo-alpha-1,6-glucosidase activity; 4-alpha-glucanotransferase activity
Source: RefSeq, a predicted model, not a curated record
ACACACACAUUUUCAAGAAACCUACACAGAUUUUUCCAUACCUUUCAAGCUCCAAAAAGGACAAGGGCACAAAUCACAUAGACCACUUUUAUGGUGCUUUUAUAGUGCUCCUUUGUCUUUUUUUUUAGCUUGAAAGACAAGGAAAAAAUCUAUGGAAGUGUGUUUGUUUGUUUAAAACCACAUGAGCACAAAUACAUAAUUGAGUUUUUGGGUGAACUCUUCCUUUAAAUGAACCUUAAUUCAUUUAUUUCAACAUGUAACUGAUCUCACAGGGUGAGUCUCGAUCCAAACUCUCAGAAAAAGGUUGGCUACUUGCGAACUCAGCUCUCACAGUUUAACCGGCUGUAUAAAUCCGCCAGUCUGACUGACAGCAAUGUCCCUGGCAUCCUGAAAAUAGCUUUAGACUUUUUAAUGUCCAAACUGACUCUGGCUGAGUUGAACGUGUUGUUAUUCCGCUGUGACGCGGAGGAACAGGAAGAUGGUGGUGGCUGCUACAAUAUACCAUCAUGGAUGCCGUUGAAGUAUGGAGGCCUACAAGGUUUUGUGUCUGUGUUGUCCGAGUUUCGGCCCAAAAAUGACCUUGGACAUUCGUUCUGUGACAAUCUAAGACAAGGUGAUUGGAUGAUCGAUUACGUGAGUUCUCGUCUGAUGAAUAAAGGUGGAGCUCUGCGGGAGGUUGGAAAGUGGUUCAGCGCUGUAUUUACAUACCUCAAACAUAUCCCACGCUACUUAGUGCCAUGUUAUUUUGAUGCCAUUAUUGUAGGGGCGUACGCCACGGCUGUAGAUGCUGUUUUCAACCAAAUGUCCAGCUUUGUUCAGAAUGGGUCGACCCUGGUUAAGCAGCUGGCCCUGGGCUCAGUUCAGAUGUGUGGGGUGGGUCGUGUCCCCACCCUGCCGCCACUCUCUCCCGAACUGGAGGAUGUCCCUGUCCGACUCAACAGUGUGACCAAACAAGAGGAGCAGUGUUGCGUUUCUCUUGCUGCAGAAAAAGGACCACUUGGUUGAUACCAGGCAGGGCCCCAGCUGCAUAUUGUCUAAAAGUGUUGCUAUGCCUAUAAAAUGAUGCAUAUACUACCAUAUUUACAUGCUGAAUGAUGCUUAAAGGCAUAGUUCACCCAAAAAUGAAAAUUCUGUCAUUAAUU